AUGACUGAUAACGACAGCACAAACCCCAAGCAGACAUGGAAGUUCUCACAGUGCUUUGGCGAUAAGAGUGACAUUGAAAAUAUCACGGAGGCAGACGUCAUCUCAACAGUUGAAUUUGACCAUACAGGCGACUACCUGGCCACCGGAGAUAGAGGCGGCCGCGUGGUACUAUUUGAACGCAACCAGACCAAAAAGGGAUGCGAAUACAAAUUCCACACGGAGUUCCAAUCCCAUGAUGCAGAGUUUGAUUAUCUAAAAUCACUUGAGAUUGAAGAGAAAAUCAAUAAGAUCAAGUGGUGCAAGCGUCAGAACCAAGCACAUUUUUUGCUUUCCACAAAUGACAAGACCAUUAAGCUUUGGAAGAUUUAUGAAAAGAACCUCAAGGUCGUUGUGGAAAAUAAUCUUUCAGAUAUGGCUGCAGCCAAUGGUGGAUCCCUGCCUCUUAACUUGAGCAACCUCGGAGGAAUCCCUGGAUUUAAUCCUGCAAACUCGCUUUUACCUAAUAAUGGACAAAACUCUGCUGCGGCGGCCGCGGCGGCUGCGGCAGCAGCGGCAGCAGCAGCAGGAGCAUCGUCGGUUACAAAUAAUGGCACCAAUCCAAACACUUUUAACAAUGGGCCCGCUGGCGGGGCUGCUGGAGGUCGCUCCACUGGCGGACUCUUGUCUCUGAACAAUCUCCGGCUCCCGCGGCUGUCUCUGCACGAGACAAUUAUAGCUGCAACUCCUCGCCGAAUCUAUGCCAAUGCUCAUACUUACCACAUCAAUUCGAUAAGUGUUAAUUCAGAUGGUGAGACUUUUAUUAGUGCUGAUGAUUUGAGAAUAAACUUAUGGAAUCUAGGGAUUGCAGACCAGAGUUUCAAUAUUGUGGACAUUAAGCCGGCCAAUAUGGAAGAGCUGACGGAGGUGAUUACUGCUGCAGAGUUUCAUCCCACUAGCUGCAACCUGUUUAUGUACUCGUCAUCCAAGGGCACAAUCAAGCUUGCGGAUAUGCGAGAAAAUGCGCUAUGCGACCACCAUGCCAAAAUUUAUGAGGAAUGGAUGGAUCCUGCGCAACACUCGUUUUUUACUGAAAUUACGUCAAGCAUUUCUGACGUGCGGUUUUCCUUUGAUGGGCGGUAUAUUGUUUCUCGCGAUUACAUGACUGUAAAGAUUUGGGAUGUGAAUAUGGAGAGGGAGCCUGUCAAGACGAUUAGCAUUCAUGAGCAUAUUCGUGACAAGCUGUGUGAUACUUAUGAGAAUGAUGCGAUUUUUGAUAAGUUUGAGGUUGUAUUUUCUGGGGAUGGCAAGUCUGUUAUGACGGGAUCUUACAAUAACAAUUUUAUGAUUUACCCGAAUGCAGUGGAUCCGAAUGCUGAGGAGACGGAGAUUGUGUUACAAGCUGAUAAGAGUGCAUUUAAGGCCAAGAAGGUUGGGAUGCCCAUGUCGAUGAACAAUGGUGGAAUGAUGAAGAAUGGGGGUCGCAAUAGUAAUGGUCGUGGUCAAAGUCCUGGUCGGGGCACUAUGAAUAUGAUGCGCCGAGACUUGGAUUAUGAGACGAUUGACUUUAAAAAGAAUAUAUUGCACUUGAGUUGGCAUCCACGCGAAAACUCUAUAGCGAUAGCUGCGACAAACAAUUUGUUUGUAUUUUCGACCUUGUAA
Messenger RNA from Magnusiomyces paraingens, 1638 nucleotides. RefSeq lists its product as uncharacterized. The record is from RefSeq and is a predicted model, not a curated record. Gene Ontology annotation, molecular function: protein binding; protein phosphatase regulator activity. Bases 1 to 1638 code for a protein of 545 amino acids. Lineage: Eukaryota; Fungi; Ascomycota; Dipodascomycetes; Dipodascales; Dipodascaceae. Gene Ontology annotation, cellular component: cytosol; protein phosphatase type 2A complex. The transcript has a single exon. Gene Ontology annotation, biological process: peptidyl-serine dephosphorylation.